AUGGGCUUUCCUGUUAGCAGUUUGCUGUGUCCACCAAAUCGAAAGCAGUUUGAUCCCGUUGCAUUUUUGUCAGGAUCGAUUAUGAUUGCUAUGGACUUCACGGAAUUUAAACCACCACUUUUUGCACUGGUUUCUUCCACACUUCCAGCUAAGGUCAACAUCAUCCCCUCAAUGCUGCUAAACCCACUAAUUACAUCUUCCAACCCUGCUCACAACGACCGCGUGUGCAGUACGUGGGGCAACUUCCACUUCAAGACCUUUGACGGGGCCAUCUUCUACUUCCCUGGGCUCUGCAACUACAUUUUUGCAUCCCAGUGCAACACUCCCUACGAGGAUUUCAACAUCCAGUUCAGGCGCACAGUGGUGGACAACGCCCCAACAAUCAGCCGUAUCACCAUGAAGCUGGAAGGUGUAGCUAUAGAACUAAGGAAGGACAUUGUCACCAUCAACAGCAACAAAGUUCAACUGCCCUACAGCCAAUCUGGAGUUACAAUAGAGAAAAGCAGCAUUUAUGUGAAAGUUGCCAGCAAAAUGGGCAUCCUGUUAAUGUGGAAUGAAGAUGACAGCAUCCUGCUGGAACUGAGUGAGAAAUAUGCCAAUCAGACCUGUGGACUUUGUGGGGACUUCAAUGGCUCUCCAGUUUACAAUGAGUUCUAUUCCAACAAUGUUAAGCUGACAGCCUCACAGUAUGGGAACAUGCAGAAAAUGGAUGGGCCAACAGAACACUGUGAAGACUACGCUCCUACUGCGCUGGAAAACUGCACCGAGACCUCAGAUGACAUAUGCCAGAAAACCUUGACCAGCUCUGCAUUUGCAGAAUGUAACUCCCUUGUUGAUGUCACAGAGUACAUCGCAGCCUGCCAGGCUGAUCUGUGCCGCUCUGAAGUAUCUAAGAACUCCUCAUGUAUCUGUGACACCAUUGCUGAGUACUCCCGGCAGUGUGCUCAUGCUGGUGGGCAACCUCUCAACUGGAGAACCUCAAAGCUGUGCCCCAAGAAGUGUCCUUACAACAUGGAAUACCAGGAGUGCAGCUCCCCCUGUGCUGACACCUGCACCAAUCCUGGACGAUCUCAGUUUUGUGAAGAGCACUGCAUGGAUGGCUGCUUCUGCCCCCCAGGGACUGUAUUCGAUGACAUCAACAACUCUGGCUGCAUCCCCAGCCAGCAGUGCUCCUGUACUUACAACGGCCACACCUACGCUACAGGAACGUCUUUCACAGAGCCCUGCCAAACCUGUACCUGCAACGGAGGCCAGUGGAGCUGCCAAGACAAGUCAUGCCCAGGAAUAUGCUCAGUAGAAGGAGGUUCACACAUUUCCACCUUUGAUAAAAAAACUUAUGACCACCACGGUGACUGCACAUAUGUCCUUUCCAAGCACUGCACAGAUGAAACCUUCACCAUCCUGGCAGAGCUACGCAAGUGCGGUGUGACAGACACUGAGACGUGCCUCAAGUCAGUGACCCUCAACAUGAACAAAGGACAAACUGUCAUCGAGGUCAGGUCUGAUGGUGGUGUGUUUGUGAACUCCAUUUACACCCAGCUGCCCAUCUCAGCAGCUAAUGUCACCAUUUUCAGACCUUCAACAUUCUUCACCAUCCUGGACACCAACUUUGGUGUCCACCUGGAAGUCCAACUGACACCCAUCAUGCAAGUGUAUGUGCAGAUAGAUGCUGCUUUCAAAGGCCAGACCUGCGGUCUCUGUGGCAAUUUCAAUAACAUUCAAACCGAUGACUUCAAGGCCAUAAGUGGAAUAGUUGAAGGAACAGCCACAGCAUUUGCUAAUACAUGGAAAACUCAAGCCUCCUGCCCUAACAGCCAGCGCAGCUUCGAGAACCCCUGUGCCCUCAGCAUUGACAAUGAAAAUUAUGCUCAGCACUGGUGUGGACUACUCACUAACAGCACAGGACCUUUUGCUGCCUGCCACUAUGCAGUGAAUCCUUCUGUUCACUACACGAACUGCAUGUUUGACACCUGCAACUGUGAGAACAGUGAGGACUGCCUGUGUGCAGCCCUCUCCUCCUAUGUGAGAGCUUGUGCUGCAAAAGGAAUCCAGCUGCCUGGGUGGAGGACUGAUGUCUGCUCGAAAUACACCACCUCGUGUCCCAAAUCCCUGAGCUACAGCUACACUAUCUCCUCCUGCCAACCCACCUGCCGCUCUCUGAGUGAGCCUGAUGUCACAUGCAACAUCGAGUUUGUCCCAGUUGAUGGCUGCACCUGUGCCAAUGGAACCUAUAUGGAUGAGAGUGGCAAAUGUGUGCCUGCUGACCAGUGCCCCUGCUACUACAGAGGAUCUCCACUGCCUCUUGGAGAAGUUAUCCGGGAAAAUGGGCUCGUUUGCAAUUGCAUCCAGGGGAAACUGAACUGCAUUGGAACACCCAAUUCAGCUACAGUCUGUGAAUCUCCCAUGGUCUACUUCGACUGCAGAAAUGUCUCUGCAGGAACAACUGGAGCAGGAUGUCAGAAAAGCUGCCAGACUCUGGACAUGCACUGUUACAGCACCCAGUGUGUGUCUGGCUGCGUGUGCCCAGCUGGGCUCGUGUUAGAUGGGAAUGGUGGUUGUAUUCCUGAAGAGCAAUGCCCUUGUAUCCACAAUGAAGCCACCUACCAGCCUGGGGAAAAGAUCAACGUUGACUGUAACACCUGUGUCUGCAAGAAUAGGAAGUGGGAAUGCACCAAAAAUCAGUGCCUGGGCACUUGUGCUGUUUAUGGAGAUGGUCAUUAUAACACCUUUGAUGACAAAAGGUUCAGCUUCAAUGGAAACUGUGAAUACACACUAGUCCAGGAUCACUGUGGGAAGAGUGGAACCACCAAUGGGACCUUCAGGGUUGUCACUGAAAAUAUUCCCUGUGGCAACACUGGGACAACUUGCUCAAAAUCUAUCAAAGUGUUCUUGGAGAGCUAUGAACUGAUCCUCAGUGAGGAGCACAUCAGUGUGGUAAAGAGGGGACAGAACGAUGAGGUGCCAUACACUGUCCGCUAUAUGGGUAUGUACCUGGUGAUCGAGACCACCAGUGGGCUGAUCCUCAUGUGGGACAAGAAAACCAGCAUCUUCAUCAAGCUCAGCCCCGGUUUUAAGGGCCAGAUCUGUGGCCUCUGUGGAAACUACGACGGCAACGGCAUCAAUGACUUGACUACGAGGAGUCAGUCUGUGGUAGAGAAUAUCCUAGAGUUUGGGAACAGCUGGAAAGUGUCUUCUACGUGUCCUGAUGCCUACAGCAUAAAGGACCCAUGUUCUACCAACCCUUACCGGAAGUCCUGGUCAGAGAAGCAGUGCAGCAUCAUCAACAGCAACGUCUUUGCCACCUGCCACUCUCAGGUCGAACCUGCAGAAUAUUACCAAGCAUGUGUGAGAGAUUCCUGUGCCUGUGACAGUGGAGGAGACUGUGAUUGCUUCUGCACAGCAGUAGCUGCCUACGCUCAAGCAUGUAGUGAAGUUGGUGUCUGCGUGGCCUGGAGAACCCCCUCAAUCUGUCCACUCUUCUGUGAUUACUACAAUCAACAUGGGGAGUGUGAAUGGCACUAUAAGCCUUGUGGAGCCCCUUGUAUGAAGACCUGUAGGAACCCAAGUGGAAAAUGCCACAAUAACUUGCCAGGGUUAGAAGGCUGCUACCCCAACUGCCCACCAGACAGGCCCUAUUUUCAUGAGGAUGAGAUGAAGUGUGUCAGUCUCUGUGACUGUUAUGAUAAUGAAGAUGGAAAGAUAUACAAACGAGAUGAAUGUGAAGUAUGUGAAUGCACCUCAGAAGGUAUAGAGUGCAAGUUUGAUGAUAAAGCCUGCAGCUGUGUUUAUGAAGAGCAGAGCUAUAAAUAUGGUGAGCUCAUCUACAACACCACGGAUGGGACAGGAUGGUGCUUCAGUGCAACCUGUGAUGUCAACAGAACAAUAAGCAGAGAAGUCUUUAGGUGUGGUAUCUCUACGACCACCCCAUUCACCUUUACUACAACUCAGCCCACAACUCCUCCCUCAGUACUGACAACCACCACACCAGCAACAACUGUGUGCGUGAAGAAUGUCUGCACUUGGUCGCCGUGGUACGAUUCCACUCAGCCUGACAACACAGAGGAUGGGGGAGAUGAUGAAACUUUUGAAAAGCUGAAGGCUGAAGGAUACAGUGUGUGCAAAAAUCCAGCUGCUGUGCAGUGCAGGGCCAGGGAACACCCUGACAAAGAACUGAGUGCUCUGAACCAGACAGUAGAGUGCAGUGAAAGUCGAGGGUUGAUAUGCAACAACAAGGACCAAGAGUCUGAUCCGUGCUAUAAUUAUGAAAUGAGAGUGCAAUGCUGCAGCUACCUUCCCUGCUCAGAGGUAACGACCACAACGCCAGGAAGCACACAAGAACUCAAAACGCCUGCAGCUCUGCAGUCCACACCGUUUACAACACUGACCACAACAGGACCAACAACACCAAAGCAAGAGACUGAAAGAACCACAAUAACAACCCGUGAAAAACAAAGCACAGCCGCUCCGACUGGGACUGCAUCGACAGCACAGCCACCACAAGUCACCACCACAGGAUACAGGACCACAGCUGCUCCAGCAGAAACAUCCACUGGCCCCACACAGGCUCCUACAUCACCCAGCAAUGCCUCCACUGUCCCUCGAGAGAAAACAGAGACCACAGCUGGCACCACAGUUGGACCAACUACUGCUGCCCCAACAGCAGAAGGCACCACCAUUAGCACAGCCACCAGCAGCACCAGCACUCCCAGGACAUCUCCUAUGACAACAGAAGGCACAACCAUCUUCACAAGCACAACUCCAGUGCCCACCUCAUCAGCCACCACCACUACCAGCACCUUAGAGAUGACAACUGGCUGCCAGCCACGCUGUGCCUGGACACAGUGGUUUAACGUGGACACCCCCAGCCCAGGAAGCCAAAAUGGAGACAUGGAGACCUUUGAGAACAUCCGAGCUGCUGGCUUCUCUCUCUGUGCAAGGCCAGAAGGCAUCAAGUGCCGUGCCAAGGACUUUCCCGCCAGGACUGUGGAAAUUCUGGGACAGGUAUUUGAGUGCAACCUUAUCACUGGGCUUGUGUGCAAAAAUGAGGACCAGAUUGAGAAGUACCCCAUGUGCUUCGACUAUGAGGUGCAGGUGCUGUGCUGUGACCGCACUCACUGCCAGGCAACAGCACCUCCGACCAGCACCGCCACAGCCUCCAACACCACGGCCUCCACCACCAUCACCUCUCCUGCAGGAACCCCCUCCAUAGUGACCCAGACUCCAGCUCCAACAACUCCUCCAACCACUCUCUCUCAGAAAGAAACUACCACCACCACAGCUGGCACCACAGUCGUGACCACUACACCUGCUGCUGCCCCAACAACAGGAGGCACCACCCUCAUCACAAGCACCAGCAGGGCCAGCACGGCCAAGACAUCUCCACCUCCAAAACAAUCCACAACAACCAUCACAACCACACUACAAACACCAACCACAGCCAGCAGCACUGCAGCCAGCACCUCCACUACCACAGAGGGAACCACCACAACAGCCACAACCACCUCUGCUCCAGCAGAAACAUCCACUGUGCCCACUCAGACUCCUACAUCACCCAGCAACACCUCCCCUGUCCCUCGAGAGAAAAGCACAGCUGGCACCACAGUUGGACCAACUACUGCUGCCCCAACAACAGGAGGCACCUCUCUCAUCACAACCACCAGCAGCACCAGCACGGCCAAGACGUCUCCACCUCCAAAACAAUCCACAACAACCAUCAGAACCACACCACCAGCAACAACUGCAGCCAGCACUACCUCCAGCCCCUCCACUACCACAGAGGGAACCACCACAACAGCCACAACCACCUCUGCUCCAGCAGAAACAUCCACUGUGCCCACUCAUACUCCUACAUCACCCAGCAAUGCCUCCACUGUCCCUCGAGAGAAAAGCACAGCUGGCACCACAGUUGGACCAACUACUGCUGCCCCAACAACAGAAGGCACCACCAGUGGUACCAGCACAGCCAAGACAUCUCCACCUCCAAAACAAUCCACAACAACCAUCACAACCACACCAACAGCACCAACCUCAGCCAGCAGCACUACCAGCACCUCUGCUACCACUAAGCAAACCACCACAACAUCUUCUACCACAUCUGCUCCAGGACAAAGUUCUGCUGUGCCCACUCAGGCUCCUACAUCACCCACCACCACCUCCAAUGUGCCCACAGGAAAAAUAGUGACCACAGCUGGCACCACAGUUGGACCAACUACUGCUGCCCCAACAACAGGAGGCACCACCCUCAUCACAAGCACCAGCAGGGCCAGCACGGCCAAGACAUCUCCACCUCCAAAACAAUCCACAACAACCAUCACAACCACACCAACAACAGCAACCAUAGCCAGCAGCACUGCCAGUACCUCCACUACCACAGAGGGAACCACCACAACAGCCACAACCACCUCUGCUCCAGCAGAAACAUCCACUGUGCCCACUCAGACUCCUACAUCACCCAGCAAUGCCUCCACUGUCCCUCGAGAGAAAACAGAGACCACAGCUGGCACCACAGUUGGACCAACUACUGCUGCCCCAACAGCAGAAGGCACCACCAUUAGCACAGCCACCAGCAGCACCAGCACUCCCAGGACAUCUCCUAUGACAACAGAAGGCACAACCAUCUUCACAAGCACAACUCCAGUGCCCACCUCAUCAGCCACCACCACUACCAGCACCUUAGAGAUGACAACUGGCUGCCAGCCACGCUGUGCCUGGACACAGUGGUUUAACGUGGACACCCCCAGCCCAGGAAGCCAAAAUGGAGACAUGGAGACCUUUGAGAACAUCCGAGCUGCUGGCUUCUCUCUCUGUGCAAGGCCAGAAGGCAUCAAGUGCCGUGCCAAGGACUUUCCCGCCAGGACUGUGGAAACUCUGGGACAGGUCUAUGAGUGCAGCCUCAACAUUGGGCUUGUGUGCAAAAAUGAGGACCAGAUUGAGAAGUACCCCAUGUGCCUCGACUACGAGGUGCAGGUGCUGUGCUGUGACCGCACUCACUGCCAGGCAACAGCACCUCCGACCAGCACCGCCACAGCCUCCAACACCACGGCCUCCACCACCAUCACCUCUCCUGCAGGAACCCCCUCCAUAGUGACCCAGACUCCAGCUCCAACAACUCCUCCAACCACUCUCUCUCAGAAAGAAACUACCACCACCACAGCUGGCACCACAGUCGUGACCACUACAACUGCUGCUGCCCCAACAACAGGAGGCACCACCCUCAUCACAAGCACCAGCAGGGCCAGCACGGCCAAGACAUCUCCACCUCCAAAACAAUCCACAACAACCAUCACAACCACACUACGAACACCAACCACAGCCAGCAGCACUGCAGCCAGCACCUCCACUACCACAGAGGGAACCACCACAACAGCCACAACCACCUCUGCUCCAGCCAAAACAUCCACUGUGCCCACUCAGACUCCUACAUCACCCAGCAAUGCCUCCACUGUCCCUCGAGAGAAAAGCACAGCUGGCACCACAGUUGGACCAACUACUGCUGCCCCAACAACAGGAGGCACCACCCUCAUCACAAGCACCAGCAGGGCCAGCACGGCCAAGACGUCUCCACCUCCAAAACAAUCCACAACAACCAUCACAACCACACCAACAGCACCAACCUCAGCCAGCAGCACUGCCAGCACCUCUGCUACCACUAAGCAAACCACCACAACAUCUUCUACCACAUCUGCUCCAGGACAAAGUUCUGCUGUGCCCACUCAGGCUCCUACAUCACCCACCACCACCUCCAAUGUGCCCACAGGUAAAAUAGUGACCACAGUUGGACCAACUACUGCUGCCCCAACAACAGAAGGCACCACCAGUGGUACCAGCACAGCCAAGACAUCUCCACCUCCGAAACAAUCCACAACAACCAUCACAGCCACACCAACAGCAUCAACCUCAGCCAGCAGCACUGCCAGCACCUCUGCUACCACUAAGCAAACCACCACAACAUCUUCUACCACAUCUGCUCCAGGACAAAGUUCUGCUGUGCCCACUCAGGCUCCUACAUCACCCACCACCACCUCCAAUGUGCCCACAGGAAAAAUAGUGACCACAGCUGGCACCACAGUUGGACCAACUACUGCUGCCCCAACAACAGGAGGCACCACCCUCAUCACAAGCACCAGCAGGGCCAGCACGGCCAAGACAUCUCCACCUCCAAAACAAUCCACAACAACCAUCACAACCACACCAACAACAGCAACCAUAGCCAGCAGCACUGCAGCCAGCACCUCCACUACCACAGAGGGAACCACCACAACAGCCACAACCACCUCUGCUCCAGCAGAAACAUCCACUGUGCCCACUCAGACUCCUACAUCACCCAGCAAUGCCUCCACUGUCCCUCGAGAGAAAAGCACAGCUGGCACCACAGUUGGACCAACUACUGCUGCCCCAACAACAGAAGGCACCACCAGUGGUACCAGCACAGCCAAGACAUCUCCACCUCCAAAACAAUCCACAACAACCAUCACAACCACACCAACAGCACCAACCUCAGCCAGCAGCACUGCCAGCACCUCUGCUACCACUAAGCAAACCACCACAACAUCUCCAACAACAGCUGCUCCAGGACAAAGUUCUGCUGUGCCCACUCAGGCUCCUACAUCACCCACCACCACCUCCAAUGUGCCCACAGGAAAAAUAGUGACCACAGCUGGCACCACAGUCGUGACCACUACAACUGCUGCUGCCCCAACAACAGGAGGCACCACCCUCAUCACAAGCACCAGCAGGGCCAGCACGGCCAAGACAUCUCCACCUCCAAAACAAUCCACAACAACCAUCACAACCACACCAACAACACCAACCACAGCCAGCAGCACUGCAGCCAGCACCUCCACUACCACAGAGGGAACCACCACAACAGCCACAACCACCUCUGCUCCAGCAGAAACAUCCACUGUGCCCACUCAGACUCCUACAUCACCCAGCAAUGCCUCCACUGUCCCUCGAGAGAAAAGCACAGCUGGCACCACAGUUGGACCAACUACUGCUGCCCCAACAACAGGAGGCACCACCCUCAUCACAAGCACCAGCAGCACCAGCACGGCCAAGACAUCUCCACCUCCAAAACAAUCCACAACAACCAUCAGAACCACACCAUCAGCAACAACUGCAGCCAGCACUACCACCAGCCCCUCCACUACCACAGAGGGAACCACCACAACAGCCACAACCACCUCUGCUCCAGCAGAAACAUCCACUGUGCCCACUCAGACUCCUACAUCACCCAGCAAUGCCUCCACUGUCCCUCGAGAGAAAAGCACAGCUGGCACCACAGUUGGACCAACUACUGCUGCCCCAACAACAGAAGGCACCACCAGUGGUACCAGCACAGCCAAGACGUCUCCACCUCCGAAACAAUCCACAACAACCAUCACAACCACACCAACAGCACCAACCUCAGCCAGCAGCACUGCCAGCACCUCUGCUACCACUAAGCAAACCACCACAACAUCUUCUACCACAUCUGCUCCAGGACAAAGUUCUGCUGUGCCCACUCAGGCUCCUACAUCACCCACCACCACCUCCAAUGUGCCCACAGGAAAAAUAGUGACCACAGCUGGCACCACAGUCGUGACCACUACAACUGCUGCUGCCCCAACAACAGGAGGCACCACCCUCAUCACAAGCACCAGCAGGGCCAGCACGGCCAAGACAUCUCCACCUCCAAAACAAUCCACAACAACCAUCACAACCACACUACGAACACCAACCACAGCCAGCAGCACUGCAGCCAGCACCUCCACUACCACAGAGGGAACCACCACAACAGCCACAACCACCUCUGCUCCAGCAGAAACAUCCACUGUGCCCACUCAGACUCCUACAUCACCCAGCAAUGCCUCCACUGUCCCUCGAGAGAAAAGCACAGCUGGCACCACAGUUGGACCAACUACUGCUGCCCCAACAACAGAAGGCACCACCAGUGGUACCAGCACAGCCAAGACAUCUCCACCUCCAAAACAAUCCACAACAACCAUCACAACCACACCAACAGCACCAACCUCAGCCAGCAGCACUGCCAGCACCUCUGCUACCACUAAGCAAACCACCACAACAUCUCCAACAACAGCUGCUCCAGGACAAAGUUCUGCUGUGCCCACUCAGGCUCCUACAUCACCCACCACCACCUCCAAUGUGCCCACAGGAAAAAUAGUGACCACAGCUGGCACCACAGUCGUGACCACUACACCUGCUGCUGCCCCAACAACAGGAGGCACCACCCUCAUCACAAGCACCAGCAGGGCCAGCACAGCCAAGACAUCUCCACCUCCAAAACAAUCCACAACGACCAUCACAACCACACCAACAACACCAACCACAGCCAGCAGCACUGCAGCCAGCACCUCCACUACCACAGAGGGAACCACCACAACAGCCACAACCACCUCUGCUCCAGCAGAAACAUCCACUGUGCCCACUCAGACUCCUACAUCACCCAGCAAUGCCUCCACUGUCCCUCGAGAGAAAAGCACAGCUGGCACCACAGUUGGACCAACUACUGCUGCCCCAACAACAGAAGGCACCACCAGUGGUACCAGCACAGCCAAGACAUCUCCACCUCCAAAACAAUCCACAACAACCAUCACAACCACACCAGCAGCACCAACCUCAGCCAGCAGCACUGCCAGCACCUCUGCUACCACUAAGCAAACCACCACAACAUCUUCUACCACAUCUGCUCCAGGACAAAGUUCUGCUGUGCCCACUCAGGCUCCUACAUCACCCACCACCACCUCCAAUGUGCCCACAGGAAAAAUAGUGACCACAGCUGGCACCACAGUUGGACCAACUACUGCUGCCCCAACAACAGGAGGCACCACCCUCAUCACAAGCACCAGCAGGGCCAGCACGGCCAAGACAUCUCCACCUCCAAAACAAUCCACAACAACCAUCACAACCACACCAACAACAGCAACCAUAGCCAGCAGCACUGCAGCCAGUACCUCCACUACAACUGAGGGGACCACUACAACAUCCUCUACCUCACCCUCAGGACAAAGCUCUGCUGUGCCCACUCAGGCUCCGACAUCACCCACCACCACCUCCAAUGUGCCCACAGGAAAAACUGUGACCACAGCUGGCACCACAGUUGGACCAACUACUGCUGCCCCAACAACUGAAAGUUCAACUUUGUUAACAACGAUCAGCAGCACGGCCAAGACAUCUCCACCUGCAAAAGAAACCACAACAACCACCACAACCACAGCCAGCAGUAUCUCCAGCCCCUUCACUACCACCACGGGAAGCACCACAACAUCUGCAGCCAACUCUGCUCCAGCAGAAACAUCCACUGUGCCCACUCAGGCCCCUACAUCACCCAAGACCACCUCUACAGUCCCUGAAGAAAAAACAGUAACCACAACCAGCCCAGUCUCUACAGCUGGCACAUCACGUGUUACCACCAGGAUUUCCACCAUCCUGAGCUCUUCCCCCAGCACACCUCUCACCACAGAAGCAAGCAGAACAACCCCCUGCUUUUGCCAGGUCUUUGACAAUCUGUUUUCUCCUGGGGAAGUGGUCUACAACAGGACAGACAGGGCUGGCUGCAACUUCUAUGCACUUUGCAGCAAGGAAUGUGAAAUUGAGGCCUUCCAGGGUGCCUGUCCUUCCACAACUCCUGCCACGACAGCCACCUCAAGAGCUACCACACAAACCAUCUCAUCCACACCUCUGCCUUCUUCUGCACCAACAACCCCACCACAGCUCCCCACAAACUGCACUGAUGUCCUUCCUUCGCGAAAGCCUGGAGAGACCUGGAUAAGUAACUGCCAGGAGUGCGUCUGUGACCCCAGCACCAGCACCACACGAUGCCAGCCACUGCCAUGCCAAAACAACCAGACACAGAAGUGUGAGCCAGGAUUUAUUUCCAUGCCUACCCGCUCAGAAACAGAGCCAUGCUGUCCUCAGUAUGAAUGCCGAAGAAUACCUGACACCUGUGUGAUUAAUGGCACAGUGUACAUGGCUGGAAUGACAACAGACAUUGAUUCGUGCCAGAAAUGCACCUGCAGUUCUGAGAAAGACCCAGUGACUGAGGAAAAUCUGGUACAUUGUGAAACAGUUCAGUGCAACACAUCUUGUCCACUGGUGAGUUGA
Messenger RNA from Pogoniulus pusillus (Red-fronted tinkerbird), 12102 nucleotides. RefSeq names its product mucin-5AC-like. The record is from RefSeq and is a predicted model, not a curated record. The transcript is spliced from 36 exons. Lineage: Eukaryota; Metazoa; Chordata; Aves; Piciformes; Lybiidae. Gene Ontology annotation, cellular component: extracellular matrix. The coding region runs from base 1 to 12102 and encodes 4033 amino acids. Gene Ontology annotation, molecular function: protein binding.